ACAAGCCGGGCGCGAGUUGCAGGCGGGCGGCGGCGCUCGCUGUAACUCGACACCGAGCGGAGAGACGGCAGCGAGAGCGGCGGCGGAGGAGGAGGAGAGGAGCCGCGGGGAGCGGGAUGGUGACCACCUCCUUCCCCUCCCCUUAGCGGCGCUCCGCCGCAGCGCCGGGGACUCUCGCCCUUCGCGGGGCCGGGCGCAGCCGGCGAUGGGGACGGGACGAGUCCCCUGAGCUCCCGGGAACUUUUCCCCGCCGCGGGCAGCCGAGCAGGCGGAUGGAGGAUGCGCUUUCCCCGGCGGGCUGCGUGACCCGGCGGCUGCAGAGGGGAGGAUGAAGAAGAAGCAGCAGCGCGGCGGGGACUGCCCGGAGCCCCGCUCCCCGGCCGGAGGGGUCCCGGCCCCGGCUCCGAGCCAGAGCGGGGGCUGGAAGAGGCGGCGGCCCCUCUCGCUGCUGCCUUUCCUCUCGCUGCGCGACUACGGCUUCUGCAUGGCCGCCCUGCUGCUCUUCUGCACGGGCUCCCUCUUCUACCAGCUCAACGGGGGGCCUCCGCACUUUCUGCUGGACCUGCGGCACUAUCUGGGAAAUUCCACUUAUUUGGAUGACCACGGACCACCCCCUCAAAAGGUACUUCCUUUCCCCAGCCAAGUGGUCUACAACAGAGUUGGAAAAUGUGGGAGUCGAACUGUGGUUUUGCUUUUGAGAAUUUUAUCAGAGAAACAUGGAUUCAACCUGGUUACAUCUGACAUCCAUAACAAAACAAGGCUGACCAAAAAUGAACAGAUGGAAUUGAUUAAAAACAUAAGCACUGCUGAGCAGCCCUAUUUAUUCACUAGGCAUGUUCAUUUCCUCAACUUCUCAAGGUUUGGAGGAGACCAGCCGGUGUACAUCAAUAUUAUUAGAGAUCCUGUCAAUCGAUUUUUAUCCAAUUAUUUUUUUCGACGUUUUGGAGACUGGAGGGGAGAGCAGAAUCACAUGAUCCGUACCCCCAGCAUGAGGCAGGAGGAAAGAUAUCUGGACAUUAAUGUAUGUAUCCUUGAAAACUACCCUGAAUGUUCCAAUCCCAGGUUAUUUUACAUCAUACCGUAUUUCUGUGGACAGCAUCCAAGAUGCAGGGAGCCUGGUGAAUGGGCCCUUGAAAGAGCAAAGCUGAAUGUUAAUGAAAAUUUUCUUCUUGUGGGCAUUCUGGAGGAGUUGGAGGAUGUGCUGCUUUUAUUAGAAAGAUUCUUACCUCAUUAUUUCAAGGAUGUGCUUAGCAUCUACAAAAACCCAGAACAUAGGAAACUUGGCAAUCUGACUGUGACAGUGAAAAAGACCGUUCCCUCUCCAGAAGCAAUACAGAUCCUCUACCAACGCAUGAGAUAUGAAUAUGAGUUUUAUUACUAUGUCAAAGAACAGUUCCACCUGCUAAAACGCAAGUUUGGACUGAAGUCUCAUAUCAGGAAACCACGUCCCAGACCUGAGUUCUUCAUUCCUUCUCCUCUGGAAACAGAGGAACCGAUAGACGAUGAGGAAGAAGAUGAUGAAAAGUGGCUAGAGGAUAUCUAUAAAAGGUGAUGGAUGGAAGAGCUAUGCUUUCUCUUCUGGUGACUUCUCCAGCUUUGUUAAGAUUUUUUUUAAUUAUUAUUAAAAGCAAUUCCUUAAGGAACUGAAUUAAUGGGGCAGCAGCAUUUCAAAUGGAACAGAAAAGACCAUUCCCACAUGCUUGGAGCCAUCAGCAGAUACUUGAUUUUGCAGGCAUAAAUCAUUAUACAGUGUUGGCUCUAUAACACUCUUGCUAUAGUAUAGUUCAAGAGAGAAUUAUCUACUAUCCAUCACAAAAUAACUUCUGGUGUAC
Cuculus canorus (common cuckoo) is the source of this 1832-nucleotide messenger RNA. RefSeq names its product uronyl 2-sulfotransferase (gene UST). Gene Ontology annotation, cellular component: membrane. Gene Ontology annotation, molecular function: sulfotransferase activity. The record is from RefSeq and is a predicted model, not a curated record. The transcript is spliced from 8 exons. The coding region runs from base 329 to 1552 and encodes 407 amino acids. NCBI's taxonomy places the organism in Eukaryota, Metazoa, Chordata, Aves, Cuculiformes, Cuculidae.